GUGUACUGUGAGAAAGGGUUAAUGUUCCCACUCUGAUAGUAAAUGUUGUUGACAUUAUUUGGUAUUUCCUCAAAAGGUAAGCGAUUCUGUACAAAAAAAAUAAUAAUCUUAGUGUUCAGUUAAUAAUGUGCAGGACAGUAAGUGAUUUAUGGGUAAUUUUGAAGAAUGGCAGUGUGUGUGGUGUUCCAGUGCUCGAAUGAUAGAUCAGCUGUUUUGGAGGUGUUAACCGAGAGCCCUAUACUGUUGCAGGUUCUGACAACUACAGCAUCCUGUGGAGAGAAAGCCACAAGAACACAGUCGUCAGUGUACUGUAGAUCUAGGAUUUGCUCUCUGGACAGCUUUGUGGUCAGUUGAAACCUCCUGGUGUUGAACAGACUCCCAUUCAUAGUGAAGCUCCUUGUGGAGGAGAUGGAUGACACACAAGCAUAAGAUGUUGAAGAGGACGGGUGCCAGGACAUACCACUGUUUCACUCAUGAGCUGACAGAAAAGAGUCACAUGACCUCCUGUGAUCAUGUGAUUUAUCAAAUUUAAACAGAACAUUCCAGAAGAACUUCCUGGUAACAGUGUUGAUUGAUUUGGAGAGGUUGAUACAGGCUGUAAUGAUAGUUGGUGUUGUUCCCAGCACUUUUCUUGAAGUUGUCAUGCAGCAUUCUUUAUAAUUCUUAAUUCUUAGCCUCUUCCUGCUGGUCUAUUGCAAUCAUGCAAUCAUAGAGGUAGAUUACACCCCCACACACAGAGAAACACACCAGUUUUGUUUUAGAAAUGAUAAAACAGAAAAUUCCCUCGUAUGUUAAAACCAAAAACGUUGUGUUGUGUUCGUGUUCAUGCGUGUGUGUGUGUGUGUGUGUGUUUAUUUACUCCACCUCCUGCUCUAAAAAUUAUUUUGACUAAACCAGUCAAUCCAGUUUGAGUUCAAGUGAAACUCCAUUUAGUGACGAUUGGACUGUAAAAGGUUCUCAGGAGAAGAACACAGUUUAUAGAUAUAGUCUCUUGGUGGAGACAUGGCCUCCAAAAUGAGUGUGUCUGGGGAGCAAGACACAGAGAAAGGCGAGAGAUCAGACUCACCUGAACCCAGUUGUGUGUCCAUGAGGAGUGACGGGUCAAUGAACCGUCCAAUACACUUCAGAGACAGAGACAGUACUACUGAUCUGAGGCUGCAAAAGGAUUCAGAUACCACACACAGCAAUCUACUGGAGUCUAUAUUUAAGGAGCUGGAGCACAAAGUCAUCAGUCUGUUAAAGAAUGAGCUGAAGAGAUUUAAGAAGCUCCUGAGUCCAGAUUACCCAGCAUGCUCUGAGAGGGAGGUGGAGGAUGAGGAGGAUCAGAGCAGUGUCAGAGAGGGAGUGCUGAAGAUCACACUGCACUUCCUGAAGAACAUGAACCUCACAGAUCUCGCUAACACGCUGCAGAACAAACUCGUCCCUGUGCACCAGCGAGAACUCAAAUCCACAUUGAGAGAGAAAUGUAAAAGAAUUAAUGAAGGAAUCUCACAGCCUGGAAGUUCAGCACUUCUGAAUGUGAUCUACACAGAUCUCUACAUCACAGAGGGGUGGAGUGGAGACGUCAAUAAUGAACAUGAGGUGAGACAGAUUGAGACAGCGUCCAGGAGACCAGCAGCACAGGAGACACCCAUCAAAUGUAAUGAUCUCUUUAAAGACAAGUCCAUCAGAAGAGUGCUGACUAAAGGAGUUGCUGGAAUUGGAAAAACAGUCUCUGUGCAGAAGUUCAUUCUGGACUGGACUGAAGGAAAAGCAAAUCAGGACGUCUUCUUCAUGUUUCCACUUCCCUUUAGAGAGCUGAAUCUGAUGAAGCAGAAACAUCUCAGUCUGAUGGAUCUUCUUCAUCACUUUUUCCCUGAAAUAAAAAAAAUACAAUUAAUAGACUGUGAGAUCAACAAAGUCCUGUUGAUCUUUGAUGGUCUGGAUGAGUGUCGACUUCCUCUAAAUUUCCAGAAGAACGAGAGAUUGUGUGAUGUGACAGAGUCAGCCUCAGUGGAUGUGCUGCUGACGAACCUCAUCAAGGGGAAUCUGCUUCCCUCUGCUCUCCUCUGGAUAACCUCUCGACCAGGAGCAGCCAAUCAGAUCCCUCCUGAGUGUGUAGACCAGGUAACAGAGGUACGAGGGUUCAGUGAUCCUCAGAAAGAGGAGUACUUCAGGAAGAGGAUCAGUGAUCGGAGCCUGGCCAAUAAAAUCAUCUCACACAUGAAGUCUUCAAGAAGCCUCCACAUCAUGUGCCACAUCCCAGUCUUCUGCUGGAUCUCAGCCACUGUUCUAGAGAGAAUGUUGGGUGGAGCAGAGAGUGGAGAGAUCCCCAAGACUCUGACUCAAAUGUUCACACACUUCCUGAUCUUUCAGAUCAAACACAAGGACCAAAAGUACCAUCAGAAAUGUGACCCUGAUCCUCAGCAGACCAGAGAGAGUAUCCUGGCACUGGGAGAACUGGCUUUCCAACAGCUGGAGAAAGGAAACCUGAUCUUCUAUGAGGAAGACCUGAGAGAGUGUGGCAUUGAUGUGAGAGACGUGUCAGUGUACUCAGGAGUGUGUACCCAAAUCUUCAGAGAGGAGUUUGGGCUUCACCUGGGGAAGGUGUUCAGCUUUGUACAUCUGAGUGUUCAGGAGUUUCUGGCUGCUUUAUACGCAUUUCUCUCCUUCAUCCACUCUGUUGCAAAACAAAAAACCUGGUCUGGUCUUUUCACCAAGUCAAACAUGUCUGAUUUCCUGAAGAGUGCAGUGGACAAGGCCUUACAGAGUGAGAAUGGACACCUGGACCUGUUCCUCCGCUUCCUUCUGGGUCUCUCACUGGAGUCCAAUCAGACUCUCUUACGAGACCUACUGCCCCAGACAGGAAGCAGCUCUCACAGCAAACAGGAAACAGUCAAGUACAUCAAGGAGAAGAUCAGGGAGAAUCCAUCUCCAGAGAAAUCCAUCAAUCUGUUCCACUGUCUGAAUGAACUGAAUGAUGAUUCUCUAGUGCAGGAAGUCCAACAUUACCUGAACAGAGAAGGUUCCUGGUGUCUCAGUGAAGAAAGACUCUCUCCUGCUCAGUGGUCAGCUCUGGUGUUUGUGUUGCUGACCUCAGAAGAGGAUCUGGAUGUGUUUGUUUUGAGGAAUUAUCAGAUAUCAGAUGAAUGUUUUCUGGGGAUGAUGCCAGUAUUGAAAGCAGCAAGAAAGGCAGAUCUGUCUCAGUGUAAUCUCAAAGAGGAUGCCUGUAGAGCUCUGUCCUCAGUUCUCAGCUCACCCUCCUCCAGUCUGAGAGAACUGGACCUGAAAUGUAAUUAUACCCUGCGGGAUUCAGGAGUGAAGCUGCUCUCUUCUGGACUGGAGAGUCCACACUGUACACUGGAGAUACUGAAUCUGCGUGAGUGUAUGCUCACAGAGGAAAGCUGUAGAGUUCUGUCCUCAGUUCUCAGAUCAAACUCCUCCAGACUGAGAGAACUGGACCUGAGUCACAAUAACCUGCAGGAUUCAGGAGUGAAGCUGCUCUCUGCUGGACUGGAGGAUCCACACUGUACACUGGAGACACUGAGGCUGGUAGGCUGCAGUAUUACAGGUGAAGGUUGUGCUGCUCUGGUUUCAGCUCUGAGGUCAAACACCUCAUCACACCUGAGAGAACUGAAUCUGAAAUACAAUAAACCAGGAGAAUCAGGAGAGAAGCUGCUCUCUGAUCUACUGAAGGAUCCACACUGUAAACUGGAGAAACUAGAUCUGCGUGAGUGUAUGCUCACAGAGGAAAGCUGUAGAGUUCUGUCCUCAGUUCUCAGAUCAAACUCCUCCAGACUGAGAGAACUGGACCUGAGUUACAAUAAACUGCAGGAUUCAGGAGUGAAGCUGCUCUCUGCUGGACUGGAGGAUCCACACUGUACACUGGAGACACUGAGGCUGGAUUGCUGCAGUAUUACAGGUGAAGGUUGUGCUGCUCUGGUUUCAGCUCUGAGGUCAAACCCCUCAUCACACCUGAGAGAACUGAAUCUGAAACACAAUAAUCCAGGAGAAUCAGGAGAGAAGCUGCUCUCUGAUCUACUGAAGGAUCCACACUGUACACUGGAGACACUACAGCUGUGUGGGUGUAAUCUCACAGAGGAAAGCUGUAGAGUUCUGUCCUCAGUUCUCAGAUCAAACUCCUCCAGACUGAGAGAACUGGACCUGAGUGACAAUAACCUGCAGGAUUCAGGAGUGACGCUGCUCUCUGCUGGACUGGAGAAUCCACACUGUACACUGGAGAUACUGAGGCUGUGUCGGUGUUAUCUCACAGAGGAAAGCUGUAGAGUUCUGUCCUCAGUUCUCAGAUCAAACUCCUCCAGACUGAGAGAACUGGACCUGAGUUACAAUAAUAACCUGCAGGAUUCAGGAGUGACGCUGCUCUCUGCUGGACUGGAGGAUCCACACUGUACACUGGAAAUACUGAGGCUGUAUGGGUGUAAUCUCACAGAGGAAAGCUGUAGAGUUCUGUCCUCAGUUCUCAGAUCAAACUCCUCCAGACUGAGAGAACUGGACCUGAGUUACAAUAAACUGCAGGAUUCAGGAGUGACGCUGCUCUCUGCUGGACUGGAGGAUCCACACUGUACACUGGAGACACUGAGCCUGUGUUGGUGUAAUCUCACAGAGAAAAGCUGUAGAGUUCUGUCCUCAGUUCUCAGAUCAAACUCCUCCAGACUGAGAGAACUGGACCUGAGUUACAAUAAACUGCAGGAUUCAGGAGUGACGCUGCUCUCUGCUGGACUGGAGGAUCCACACUGUACACUGGAGACACUGAGGGUGUAUGAGUGUAAUCUCACAGAGGAAAGCUGUAGAGUUCUGUCCUCAGUUCUCAGAUCAAACUCCUCCAGACUGAGAGAACUGGACCUGAGUAACAAUAACCUGCAGGAUUCAGGAGUGACGCUGCUCUCUGCUGGACUGGAGGAUCCACACUGUACACUGGAGAUACUGAGGCUGUGUGUGUGUAAUCUCACAGAGGAAAGCUGUAGAGUUCUGUCCUCAGUUCUCAGAUCAAACUCCUCCAGACUGAGAGAACUGGACCUGAGUUACAAUAACCUGCAGGAUUCAGGAGUGACGCUGCUCUCUGCUGGACUGGAGGAUCCACACUGUACACUGGAGAUACUGGGGCUGGUAGGGUGCAGUAUUACAGGUGAAGGUUGUGCUGCUCUGGUUUCAGCUCUGAGAUCAAACACCUCAUCACACCUGAGAGAACUGAAUCUGAACUACAAUAAUCCAGGAGAAUCAGGAGAGAAGCUGCUCUCUGAUCUAGUGGAUGAUCCACACUGUACACUGAAGACUCUACAUUAUUCUUGAAAAUUCUGCUGAAAGGGAUGAUGCAAGAAGAAAACCGAAACGGAUAUGGUCUCCGACAGAAACUGCUGCAGUACUGAGACAUUUCCGGGACCACGUCGUUCAUUAAUACUUUUUAUGUUUCUGAAAUUAUACGUUUAAGUUCACCUCCACGCAUUUGCGAGGGUUUUUUUUUAUUUAAACACAGAAAUAAUGUUCGUGUAUCUUCUGAUCCAUAACAUUAUCAGGAGGGAAGCUACUGUAAUGUUAAAUAAGCACUAAUUAAACUGUUGCUACUUGUUCA
This is a messenger RNA of Ictalurus punctatus (channel catfish), 5569 nucleotides long. RefSeq names its product NACHT, LRR and PYD domains-containing protein 12. The coding region runs from base 1003 to 5289 and encodes 1428 amino acids. NCBI's taxonomy places the organism in Eukaryota, Metazoa, Chordata, Actinopteri, Siluriformes, Ictaluridae. The record is from RefSeq and is a predicted model, not a curated record. The transcript is spliced from 19 exons. Gene Ontology annotation, molecular function: protein binding.